ACCAGGUAUCACAGGCAUGAUCACAGAUAGAUAGUAUCUAUGUUGCUCGGAUCACCUGAUAUUACCAGGCUUAAAUUGGUCACGUGUCAUCCAGGAAACCUUUUUUUUCUCCUUUGCGAAACAGAGUUGCAAUGACCCGCCUUUACCUCACGUUGAUUGGUCAGAGUUAAGAAGUACAUUGAGCUGAUUGGUGGGACAGAUGACUCUCCUACGAUCAUGUCUAAAUUAAACAACUCCCCUUCUUUAAACGGGUCUAUGUGUAAUUGAUAGCUUCACUCAAAUACAUCGAUAAGAAUUUGUUUAGAUGGUACUAAUUUCAGAAACUUUACGCGAACGGUAGUCAGGAUGGAUACCAAACAGCAUUCCCUGAGCAUAACAUUACAGUCCAGUACAGUAGGAUACAGUACAAAAUUAAAAUCUAAGCAUGUCUGGUAGAAGUGUAGUGGGAAAUGGGUGAUACAGGAAGUAGGUAAACUGUGAGUGUAGAUAUGUAUCUGAUUGGCUGGAGAGGUAUUCAUACAGAAAAGCGGAAGCUACUCUUUCAGGUCUGCUCAUAGUAUUUUACGCAUACGGUCAUUCCGUUUGUUUUGGUCAGUUUAGUAAACAUAUUUUGAAAUGGAGUGUAGUGAAAGUAUCCUGUGUAGCGCUGGAGAGCUGGAGUUGGACCCUGACAUUGUGAGUGAAGAAGCAGGCAAGCUGUAUUCUGAACUGCAGACGGUGAUUGAGACUCAUGGGGCCGGGGUGGUGGAGUCUCUGGUGCCCAUCCUUGUCUGGGUCCUGGAGGGGCUUGCCAGCUGCCGAGCCCAGCUGAGGGAGAGCCAGGAGGAGGGGGAGAAGGGGAGGGUGGAGAGAGAGGAGCUGAUGGAGCGCUACCAAUCAGAGAAGUCCCUGAGGAGAGAGAGCCAAGAGAGGUAUCAUGAACUAGAUGACCAAAGUGAACAGGAAAGGAGGGCCAUGCGAGCCAGGGAGAAGGAGCGGGAGAAGAGAGAGAGAGAUCUGGAGAGGAAGGCUAGAGAACAGGCUGACCAACUGGUGGCCUUGGAGGAGCAGAAAGUUAGUGUUGCCAGAGAACUGAGUUCACUGAAGAAUACUCACAAUAAGUUGGCGCUUGCUUUUCGAGAGCUGCAGGAAAAGAAAAAGGAUUCUGAAAGAGAGACUCUUUCAAGAAACCAUGGACAUGCCAGAAGUUCUGAAACGCAAACAGCCCCACUCCAAGCUGACAAUAGUGUUGACGAUAAAGCUAUUUCGAGAUCACGUGGUCACUCCGAUUGCCCUCCAUUGAGGGAGCCAGCUGCCCCAGGAGUGAAUGUGAUUGACAUUGAGAGAAUGCCAUCCCCAGAUCCGUCUUUUAUUAAUGACAUCAUAAGCUCCACCCCAGAGCUGUCUCAGCUGCAGGACCUAUUGGAUGGCAGCGCACCAAGUCAUACGGUGGUGUCAGGAGCAGGGCCUAGGACCAGCUUGGAGGAGGAGAUGAUGGAGGCAAUGGUGAACGAGGAGGAGGAACAUAGGAUAGAGGAGGCUGUGCUGGGCAAAGACAAUCAAGAUAAAAUGGUGCAGAAGGAAGAUGAAGGCGAAAUUGAAGAGGAGGAGGAGGAAGAUAGUCUGGAACAGGAGCUACGGAACACAGAUUCUGUGUUUUCAGAGCUGUCUGAGUUGAGCCGUGAUUACGUAGACAGCGUUGACCACGGGGCCAGUGUCCGAGGCAGCGUGGACCAGUUGGAGGAGAUUCUUUCUCAGUUUGAGGAACUGAAACACACCCAUGAAUUGGUAGACGCAGCCCGCAAGGCUCUGAUAUCUCGGGUGGAAGAGCUGACCAACGAUCGCUUAGCUGUUAAACUGGAACUGACCUCUUCGCAGGAAACGGCCUCUCAUUUAGAGAGCAGGAUGAAGGAAAUGGAGCAGGAAGCCAAGAGGCUUCGGAAAGAACUGGAGACCUGCCAGUCUGAAGACCCUGAUGGCGCUCUACCCACAUCGAUGCGCCGUUUCUCAAGGUCUGAGAUGGCUCGUGUGGUCAUGGAGAAGAACCAGUACAAAGAGCGUCUGUUCGAGCUGCAGGAAGCAGUGAGGCGGAGUCAGGUCCUCCGUGCCACUAAAGAUGUGAGGAUAACAGAGGAGAGACAGAGAAGUGUUUGGGGCAGGUUUCACCGUCUGUUCGGCCGGCCCAGGGAGCCUUUUGUCCUCGCUGCUGCUCAGGGCUUCGCCCAGGCAACGUCCCCUGUACUCAGUCGCUCUCCGCUGCGAUCCCCACAACUACAGACUGUCAAUCAGACUCGGACGGAAUUAAUACACGAUGGACAUUCCUCUAGCCCUGUGUCCCCUGCUGCUCUCUCUCCACGUGUCAGGAAGAGGGAACUCUACAGGGAGGUUCGCUCCCACAUCUGGGGAACGCUGGGAAAGCGGCAGCUCAAUGGAUGGAGCGUGCCUCUGUCACACACACAGGAGUCAAUGGAGUCUACCCCUGAGCCUAAAGAUGUGCCCGCUCUAUUGCAACUCCGAAUGCUGGAUCAGAGAGACCCUAGCGCUAAGCUCAACUGUGCCGUUGCUGUGACAGCGGAGAUCUCGGGAGAAGCUGCGUGCUCUGUGUGGCUCAUGUCUGGCCUGGGCUCCUCCAGUGAAGUCACAGUGAUCGACCCGGCACGCUCCAACACAGUGCUGGACCAGUUCAGCCUGCCCCCUACCUCACCUGCCCUCUGCAUCUGUGCUGUGCCCCCUACUGGCAACACCUCAGGAACUGUAUGGAUUGGAACUCAGGAAGGAAGUGUGCUGGUACAUUCAGCCUCGACAGGAAGAAGGCGAUGUAUGCAAUCAAUUUCUCUCUCGGAGGGUGUGCACUCCCUCACGUAUUCCUCCAACCAAGUCAUAGCUGGCCUAGCUGACGGGGCACUAGCUUUUUUCUCUCACAAUGGAGGUGGCUGGGACCUCCCCUCACACCAGGUGAUGAACCUUGGCACCACGCCCCUCCAGCCCCUCCGCUGCUGCCUGGCUAAAGGGGGCCGCUUGUGGGUUGGAUACUGGAACCGGGUCCAUGUAGUGGAUAUUGAAAGCAAAAAGGCUGAGCAAAACUUCUCGGUCUCUGAGCGCAGCGAGCAGCAAGUGCGCUUCCUGUGCGCAGCAGGAAGUGGCGUCUGGACGUCCUGCCGCCUGGACCCCCUGCUCAGGCUGUUUGAUUGGUCCAGUGGAAGGCCGCUGCAGGAGGUGGACCUGACUCCUCUGGUCACUAAGACGCUAGGUCAAGCCUUCCUGUCCAUAUCGCCUCUUCAGAUCUCUGCUCUAGCCAUAAUCUCCAGCUGUCUGUGGUUGGGGACUGGCAGCGGUGCUAUCUUCUCCAUCCCCUUGACCAUCACCUCAGAGUUGCUGUCCAUCCCAUACUGCUCUCUGGCGGCUGCCCAGUUGUGUUACCAUGGUCACAGACAAGCCGUCAAAUUCUUCAUCGUUGCACCUAACUGCUUGACGACAUCUACUGGUGGGGAUAGUUGUGCUCCAUCACAGUUCAUCCUCAGUGGAGGAGAAGGCUACAUCAACUUCAGAAUCGGAGACGAUGCAAGUGAUGGCUCCACUGAGCUGCCCCAAACAACACUCAGCCGUUCUGAACGCAGUCACAUGAUCAUCUGGCAAAGCCCCACCCCUUCUGUUCCCAGCUCUGCACUCUGACAUGGCUGACCUUAAUGUCCGGAGGUGUUCCUUGAAAUUGUACUACAGCAAUGAUGAAUGAUGCAUUAAAUAGACAAUGUAGUUCAGUUUGCA
Molecule: messenger RNA, 3744 nt
Organism: Gadus morhua (Atlantic cod)
Lineage: Eukaryota; Metazoa; Chordata; Actinopteri; Gadiformes; Gadidae
Product: C-Jun-amino-terminal kinase-interacting protein 3
Exons: 28
Coding region: 616-3651 (1011 amino acids)
Biological process (GO): vesicle-mediated transport
Cellular component (GO): cytoplasm
Molecular function (GO): signaling receptor complex adaptor activity; MAP kinase scaffold activity; JUN kinase binding
Source: RefSeq, a predicted model, not a curated record